This is a messenger RNA of Pseudomyrmex gracilis, 2253 nucleotides long. RefSeq names its product protein scabrous-like. NCBI's taxonomy places the organism in Eukaryota, Metazoa, Arthropoda, Insecta, Hymenoptera, Formicidae. The annotation marks the transcript as partial. The transcript is spliced from 2 exons. The record is from RefSeq and is a predicted model, not a curated record.
UUGAAUACAGUGCAGAUUGAAUUAAAGUCUCUGAAAUGCGAAUUCACGCUUCCUGGUCACCGACAAGAGGAAUUCCAAAAGUCUGAACAUUAUGACAAGACCAAUUUUCUUGAUGAGAUGAAUAGACCGCAUGACAUCUCAUCAACUCAAAGACAUAGUUAUUCUCAUGCUCUGAUUCAUCGCUCUCGUCUUGAGCAGCGUCUGCGGAAUAUCGAGCGAAAAAUAUCUAUAGUAGCGCGGAAACGAGCGAUAAUUGAGAAGCGAGUAGUAUAUGAAGAUCGCGAACAUAUUGAGGAACGAGUCAAGAAUCUCGAGUUGAUACAAGCGGAACUCUCGCAGAAAGUAUCCAACACUAGUCGAGAUCUAGUAUCGAUGAAUGAAAUGGAUAAGUCGGUGAUGCGACUGUACGAUUCAGUGCGGUUGCUCGAGGAAGCUGUUUACACUAAUCGCUCAGAAGUAAAGCAAGAACUGGCGAAAUUAGAUAUAAAUGCGGCACGAAAAGCAGCUGAGCUAUCACUGACCAGAGAGGAGCUCGGCAACCUUCGCCGCACAGUUCAAGCACUGAGUGUAAGCGCGUCGCAACUACAGGAGAAAAAUGACGCACAGCGGAAAAGCCUAGAUGCCAUGAACGAGACGCUCAGCCGUCUAGAUCUUAACAGGAACUUGGCUCGGGCGACGAACGUCACGCACGAGCUAGAACAGGUGGAAGAUCAAUAUCGUCUCAUGGUAGAUUCACUUCCAGGCAAUUGCAAGGAACGCGACGGUCUGACUCUGUUGACGCCAGGUCCCGGAGCGCCCUUAUUGACUUUCUGCCAUGCCGGCUGGAUCAUUGUAGCACGCAGAAUCGACGGUACAGUAGACUUUGACCGCACCUGGAACGAGUAUUCAAUCGGAUUUGGCUCACCCGUUAGCGAAUUUUGGAUCGGCAAUGAAGCACUACAUCGGCUUACUCGUGAUAACUGCAGCAAGUUGCGAGUCGACUUGACCGACACUUACGGUAUGCAUUGGCUCGCUGAAUACGAGCACUUUACGGUCGACUCGGAAGAAUCUGGAUAUCGGUUACAUGUGUCUGGCUACUCAGGCAAUGCAACCGACGCGCUGACCUAUCAAGAUAAUAUGGCGUUCAGCGCCAAGGACCGCGAUAUGGAUAUCAGCACGACCGACUGUGCGGCCAACUAUCGUGGCGGAUGGUGGUUCAGUCAUUGUCAGCACGCAAAUCUCAAUGGCAGAUACUCGUUGGGUCUCACAUGGUUCCAGUCAACCACCAAUGAGUGGAUGGUUGUUGCGUCUUCCGAGAUGUCGGUGCAACAAAAGCAGAACUGUUCAUAGUUUCCAAAAAAAAAAAAAAAAGAAAAACAGGACUAUGCCCAAUUUGAGUCUCGGCCUCGAGUGGACGGUAAUGAAGAGAGAAUAUUCACAAAGUAUGAAAUAAGUUUUAAUUGCCAAAUUGAAGUCUGGCGAACGUGAGGUUCUUAUUUCUCUUCAGAUUCUUCUUCCUCACUGGAGCUAUUUAAUAUUAUAAAAACAUUAUUGGCUUUUGCUGGCACAUGAAUAUUUUUGUCAAAGUAUUGGGCAUAUUCCCCAAAUACUAUAUGAUUGUUAUUACAGCACCCAACCGACAUCCAUUUUUGCAAAAGCAGUAAUAAUCUAUAAUGGCUUCUUCACCAUUACGUUUUACCGAAACAUAUACAUAGUAGCAAGUACGAUUCGAUUAAAUAUAUUUCAAUGUCUUUGAUACAAUUCGUUACCGCCGUCAUCGCGAGGAAGUGUCUUGGAUAAAUAAAGAAAACUCGGACAAAACCAGUGGUCAUACAUAGUCAUAAUAGCAAAUUUUGGAUAGCUCUAGCAUAUUCAGGGAAACUCAUUUUAAGGUUGUGCCUAUGGAACUUUUUAAAUACUUUCUUGAUAUCUUACAAAUGUAGCCAGGUUUCAAUGCUGUUCACUAAUGAUCCAAUUUACAUAAAAAAAACUAGACAUAGAUUUUUGUUUAGUACACGAUUUAACGAAACAAUGAUAUUAUUUUCAAGAAAAGUUCUCUAAAAAAGUUCUUUUCUGUACGAUUUGAAUCGUACUCCACAUGUUUAUAGUCAACGAAAAUGUUGAUUAGAAUACCAAAGAAUGAUAAGUAUAAUUAAAAAAUUUUAAUGUAAAUAAUUCUGUGUGUAUUUACGAAUAACCGAGUGAAUGUGCGAUAUAUGUAUAUUACUUUUUACAUUUGUACACUAAUAAAAAGUUACAACGCAUUAUCAAUUA